Molecule: messenger RNA, 633 nt
Organism: Penicillium vulpinum
Lineage: Eukaryota; Fungi; Ascomycota; Eurotiomycetes; Eurotiales; Aspergillaceae
Exons: 1
Coding region: 1-633 (210 amino acids)
Source: RefSeq, a predicted model, not a curated record
AUGGCAGCUAACUACGACUGGCAGGCUGUCCACCCAGUCUACGGGGUACCCAUUUCGGUCGUGGAAGCCACCGAGCAGCCCAUAAUCCGCUGCGACGUUCGCCAAAAGCACAAUCUCCCUUCUAGAUCAUGGGCGGUUUGUAUUUCUACAUGGAUCAACACUAACUAUUUCCUAUGGUCUUUGUGCUCUGGUCUCGCCAGCUAUCGCUCCGACGAGGAGUGGACGAAUACCUUCGAGGCCCGUUAUCGGAAGACCUGGGAUGAAAUCCAGGCUAGAGUCCAGGAGAUUGAUGGCCCUUAUAGGUUCGGUGUACCCAUUCCGAUUCCCCCAGUUAUGAAGGCUGUAGUCAUCCACCAUCCCGAGAGUGGCCCUGCGGAGACAUUCACUGUUCGCCCGGAGGCUCGCCCGUCUUAUCUUAUCCCCCAGGUAACUAGUAUGCCUGGGGAUGCUGUAUGGGGUCUCCUGCGCUUUGUGACUGAACGUCAGUCCUCUGUUCCUGAUCAAUUUGACGUAGUGCUCGAUAUUUCGCCGCCGGCGCCGUCCCACCCUGUAGGUGCACAGAUUGACCAGAGCGUAGCUGAAGGCGAGUCAGAGGAUGACGUGGUCGACAUAUACUACUAUUUUGGAAAUUGA